AGAUGAGCCUGGCUGAUGUGAGCAUGAGGCAAAGAUCCUGAAUAGUUGAUGAGACAAUAGUUCGUUUGACAGAGAGGAAGGAACAGAAUAUCUUUCUCCGCUCUGAACAGUGCCAGAGAACUGUGAUGGAAAAUUACUCUGCGAAUAUGCAUGUGUGUGCGUAAGAGAGAAGGAGAGAGGGGACGAGGGAGCGAGGAUAAGAAGAAACGUGGAUGAAAUGGUCAGCAUAAAAGAAAGUCCAGAAAUAAAGUUGUCAGAGAAGCACGGUGAGAGAUGUUAAAGGCGCUUUGGUAAUUGCGGUGCUUAGUCAGGGCCUGGGUAUGGAGAGCCUCGCACCUGAGAAUCACAGACACUACGGAUGGAGCGGCUGGAGAAACUUGCUGUUGCCGCAAUUGAAUAGGCGCUCACUCUAUAUCUACGGCAGCGAGGUGGCUGUGGAGAGGGAGUGCAUCCGACAGAAAAAGGAGGCUAUUUUUGUCAUCCAUCCCUUCAGCCUUUUUAGAAGUUACUACAUCAUGUGUAUGGUGGCCAUAACAUUUCUGAAUCUAAUUGGCAUCCCAAUGGAGAUCGCCUUUCUAGAUGGGAACAGUGGAGUAGGAUGGGAAGGCUUUAAUGUCUUCUCGGACACCCUGUUUCUGAUUGACGUAGGCCUUAACUUUCGCAUGGGUAUCAUCGAUGAGGACAGCGAGGGAGCCGUUCUUGAUUUAAAAAGAAUUCGACAACAUUAUUUAAAGAGCUGGUUCGUACCGGACAUGGUGGCAGCAUUCCCAGUUGGAUACAUACUAUUAAUUGCGGACCUGCAGUACCAUGGUGACUCUCCAUCAUCCAGAGCAAACAAAAUGAUGCGUAUCUUGAUGUUCGUGAGAAUCCUCAGUCUCGUUCGCCUGUUGCGUGUGUCCCGGCUUGUUAGGUUUUUCAAUGAGGUAGAAAGAGUUUCAAAUGCUAACCUGGAGGUGAUGAGGAUAUUCAUGAGAAUCUUGUCUUUAUUUAUGAUGAUUUUCCUGCUGUGCCACUGGAAUGGCUGUAUUCAGUAUUUCGUACCCAUGCUUGAAGAGUUUCCAUCAGACUGCUGGGUUAGAAGAGAGAAUCUAAUGAAUGCUUCAGUGGGGGAGAAGUAUUCUUUUGGAGUCUUUCGAGCCCUCUCUCAUAUGACUGCGAUAUCAUAUGGUUCCUCUGACACACCAACAAAUGACGUUGAGCUGUGGAUCGUCAUGACAAGCAUUGUAUCCGGUGCCCUUAUGUAUACUGUUAUGGUCGCCAACACUGCUGCUUUGAUGUCUGAUGUGGACAUAACAUCAAGGGCUUAUAAAAACAAGAUGAAUCAUCUGGAAGAUUACAUGACUUUCAUGAAACUUCCCAAAGGUCUGCGUAUGCGCAUCACCAACUACUUCCAGGCCCGUUAUGCAGGAAAAUGGUACGAUGAGAAAGACGUACUGAAGUGGGUGUCCUCAUCUCUCAGAGAGGAAAUCCUGAUGACCAUAUGCUUGCCCUACGUGAGGAAAGUUCCUAUCUUCCAGAACCGUGAUAUAAACUUCAUUAAUAACAUUCUAAUGGAGCUUCAGUAUGAGGUCUAUCAGGAGGGCGAGAUCAUCAUCCUUAAGAAUACUCCCGGUGACCGCAUGUUCUUUAUUGAACAUGGGCAGGUCCUUGAGAAGAAUGAGUUUUUCGAGAGGGAACUGUGUGAUGGAGACUAUUUUGGAGAGUCGUGUCUCAUAACAAAAGAAAGGCAUUUGGCUACAGUACAAGCUCAGACUGCCAGUCAGCUCUUUUCCCUGUCAGUGGACCGCUUUCGUCGUGUUCUGCAGGAAUAUCCUGAGAUUAAGAGGGACCUGGAAUCACCUCAACAGGAUAAAGACCUUCUGUUAUUUUAAUGAAGUAUAGCUCAAAUAUCAUCAGUGACACACAUAUGGAGCUGAACGAUUAACUUUUAUUGGUUGAACUAUUCAUGUAUUAUUGCAUAUACAGUGUGUUAAAGGAUGAUGACUAAAAAUCUUAAAUUCUGUAAUGUAGGAUAGAUCAUUUAUUUAUUGCAAUACAACAUAUCAACCAAUUUUGAUAGCAACAAUGAACAUACCAUAACAGUAUAUAAUAGCCUUAAGAAUUUCACAAUGCAUGAUGUGCCAGAAAUAUCCUACCCAAACACACAAACUGUCCCAGUGGCUAAUCUGUGUCUGUACUCAUAGAGGUAGUACGAUGUGGUAGGAAAAUUACAGCUCAUCUCCAUUUUACCUGGUACCACAUAGAUUGCCACACCUGCACCAAGUCCCUCCUGCAGCUUCCUCAGCAUGCGAUUGGCCAAAUAAAGCCUAGCUUUUCUCGGGUCUUCUUCAAUAGUGGCAUAGAUCUCAGGAGGAGGGUUCGGGAUCUUCCAUUCCAGGUCUACGAUCAGCUGGUGAAUGCGAGCUUUGUCCAGUGAGGAAGGUAUGUCUCGGUAGCAGGCCACCACAUUGGAAUGCAGCACCUCUGAGCUUACAGAAAAGAAGUUUUCAGACUGUAUGCAGGUCUCUGGUUUCAACUCCUCACCUGCUUCUUUGGCCUCUGAUUCUACUUCUGUCCAAUCGCCCACAGAAGGAUGCACCAUGACGGCCCAACGCAGCCAGUCAUAGUUUUGCUCUAACGUUUUUAGGAUUUGUGAUGCUUGUUCCCCUGGUGGGUUUCCGUUUCUCUGCACCUCCAGGAUCUGCCUUUUUAUAUCUUCCUCAGCCUGUUCUUUGAAAUAUGCGGAGCAGCGUCCUCUGAUGGCCUUCAUUUUUCUGUAGAGGACGUUCAUCUUAUCUGACCAGGUUUUCAUCAGGAGCGGCUGAUCCCUGCCUAUCAGAUAGGCCUCUACAAAAAGGCAAACCAGACCUGUGCUUAAAACAAAGUUAACCUGAGGGACAUAAAACACACAUCGCUUAGAUUAACAUCGCUUGAUAUUACUUCACUUUUUAAUCAAUUUUUUUUUGCAAUUUCAGUGAAACUGUUUCAUAAACACACCAUAAGUGAAGAAAAGCAUUACUUUGAGUAAUUUUCGGCUGUAGUAAAAUAAUGUACAUAAAACUAGAAAAUUUAAUGGGUUCGGAAAUGUUUUACAAUGUAAUAAAUAAACAGGAAUCUUUAUCUCUCUACUUUGACCUUUAUCAGAAGAAUAUAAUAUAUUAAUAUAAAGACUUUUAUUUUGUCAGUAUAUUCCUUUGAACACACUUAACAAUGUAUUAAAGCACUAAUUUAUAUUACUUAAUGUUUGUAUAUUUGUAAUUUUUAUGUUUCUCUCUACUCGAUUUUUAAUCUUUCAAUGUCCACACAGUGGAAUGCAAAGAAUUUCAUUGUAUAGGAAACUGUGUAUUAGACAAUAAACGCUUUGAACUUG
This is a messenger RNA of Triplophysa dalaica, 3349 nucleotides long. RefSeq names its product hyperpolarization activated cyclic nucleotide-gated potassium channel 5 (gene hcn5). Gene Ontology annotation, cellular component: membrane. Gene Ontology annotation, molecular function: monoatomic ion channel activity. The coding region runs from base 321 to 1871 and encodes 516 amino acids. NCBI's taxonomy places the organism in Eukaryota, Metazoa, Chordata, Actinopteri, Cypriniformes, Nemacheilidae. Gene Ontology annotation, biological process: transmembrane transport; monoatomic ion transport. The transcript has 10 exons. The record is from RefSeq and is a predicted model, not a curated record.